AUGGUCGGCCCACUGGCGGUAAAAACAGUGCAGUGAAAAUGGCUGCCGCGGUAUCGUCGAGCCGUUUGUGCGAUAGCAACCCGGCAACUCCCGGAGCGCAGUCUAGCAGGGAAGACACAGAAGAGACUUCAAAUGAUGAUGCUGCAAGUCAGCCUGCCAAGCGCCGACGCAUGGGAUCUGGAGAUAGCUCAAAAAGCAGCGACACCGCUCAAGACUUCAGCUCAACCUAUUUUCCAGCAGAGAUGUUGACGGAGUAUAAAUGGCCAGGUGACGAUACAGGGGAGUAUUACAUGCUUCAGGAACAAGUUAGUGAAUACUUAGGUGUGACUUCAUUCAAGCGUAAAUAUCCAGAUCUGGAACGACGUGAUUUAUCGCACAAAGAGAAGCUUUAUCUCAGAGAGAUGAAUGUUAUCACAGAAACACAGUGCACCUUGGGCUUAACUGCUUUGAGAAGUGAUGAAGUUAUUGAUCUGAUGAUCAAGGAAUAUCCAACCAAGUAUGCUGAAUAUGCAGUGGUUCUCCAGGAAAGAGAGCGACAGCAGAUCACCGACCGAUACAAGGAAUAUUCGCAAUUGCAGUUGCAGAACACACAAAAGGUUGAGCCCAGUAAAGUUCCAGAGUACAUCAAGAAAGCUGCAAAGAAAGCCGCAGAGUUCAACAGCAAUUUCAACAGGGAGCGGAUGGAGGAAAGGCGGGCUUACUUUGACUUGCAGACACAGGUAAUCCAGGUGCCACAAGGGAAAUACAAAGUUCUUCCACCAGAGAGGACGAAGGUUGGGGCUUAUCCAGUUGCUCUUAUACCAGGUCAAUUUCAGGAAUAUUACAAAAGGUACUCUCCCAAUGAACUGCGUUACCUUCCUGUGAACACAGCCUUAUAUGAACCACCUUUGGACCCAGAACUGCCAGCUCCUGACAGUGACGGAGAUUCCGAUGAUGCAGAAGAUGGUCGUGGGGAAGAUGAGCGGAAAGAAGACAAAGGCUUCUCGGAUACAUCAUCUGGGAGCACGACAGGCGGUGAAAGUCCUACUGAACAUCAAGACGACUCAUCACAGGGAAAGCAGACACCAAAAGAAAGAGGACCACGGGCAUUGAAAGAUGCAAAACGCAGUGUAACACCCAAAUCAGUUACUGGGUACAAGCCUAAAAUCAUUCCAAAUGCAAUAUGUGGGAUUUGUCUAAAGGGUAGAGAAUCCAACAAGAAAAACAAACCUGAAGCACUCAUUCACUGCUCCCAGUGCGACAACAGUGGACAUCCGUCCUGUCUGGAUAUGUUUUCGGAGUUGGUGGCUGUAAUAAAAACCUAUCCGUGGCAGUGUAUGGAAUGCAAGACGUGCAUUGUGUGUGGUCAGCCACAUCACGAGGAGGAGAUGAUGUUCUGCGAUAAGUGUGACCGUGGGUAUCAUACCUUCUGCGUGGGAGUCUCCGCCAUCCCCUCAGGUCGUUGGAUUUGCGAUUGCUGUUCAAAUAUCCCUUCCACAACCAAGAAAGGGUCACGGAGAGGAAAGAGUAACAAAGAAGGUUAAAGGAUAGAAUCAGUCCAGGGAUGGUGGCCAUAUUAAAAUCCCCAAUUCAGUGUUGGUCAGUUAUCAAUGGCAGGUGCUUUCAUGUUGUCAAUGUGUUUUAUAAAUAUACUUUGUAAGGAAAUUAUUUUGAACUAAAUAAAAUAGCAGGAUGAAAUGGU
Pristis pectinata (smalltooth sawfish) is the source of this 1681-nucleotide messenger RNA. RefSeq names its product PHD finger protein 10 (gene phf10). Lineage: Eukaryota; Metazoa; Chordata; Chondrichthyes; Rhinopristiformes; Pristidae. Gene Ontology annotation, cellular component: npBAF complex. The transcript has 12 exons. The record is from RefSeq and is a predicted model, not a curated record. The coding region runs from base 39 to 1523 and encodes 494 amino acids.